Molecule: messenger RNA, 3350 nt
Organism: Onychostoma macrolepis
Lineage: Eukaryota; Metazoa; Chordata; Actinopteri; Cypriniformes; Cyprinidae
Gene: wipi2
Product: WD repeat domain, phosphoinositide interacting 2
Exons: 12
Coding region: 367-1650 (427 amino acids)
Biological process (GO): nucleophagy; protein localization to phagophore assembly site; autophagy of mitochondrion
Cellular component (GO): cytosol; extrinsic component of membrane; phagophore assembly site membrane
Molecular function (GO): phosphatidylinositol-3-phosphate binding; protein binding; phosphatidylinositol-3,5-bisphosphate binding
Source: RefSeq, a predicted model, not a curated record
AGGUUGUAGACAGCCUUUUAUAGAGUCAAAAAAGCUUGAGAACCAUGAAGGCUAGUCUCUAAUAUAAGGGGGCUCUCUGGGAAGCCUCUAAAAUUAAUUGUGAUUAAUUGUGUAAACGUUUUGCAAAUCGUUUGAAAGCAUUUCCACUCUAGCGAGAAAUAGAGCACCUUUCCCUUUAAUUAGAAUGCGUGCAGCAGCCAGUGCGCAUGCGCACGAAAAGGUGCAACAGUGGCUGGAGAAAAACAACAACAUUCAUUGGAACAAGGGUGGAACUUAUGGCAGUGCGAGACGACACCAGAUUUCACUGAUCUAACCCACAUCUGAGCCCUUUUCACUUCGGCUUAAUCUGUAAAUGGUGUCGAGCCCAUGAACCUGGCCAGUCAGAGCGGAGAGGCCGGCUGCAGCCAGCUGCUCUUCGCCAACUUUAAUCAGGAUAACACAUCCCUAGCUGUUGGUACCAAGUCCGGGUACAAGUUUUUCUCCUUGUCAUCGGUGGACAAAUUGGAGCAAAUCUAUGAAUGUACUGACACAGAAGAUGUGUGCAUCGUGGAGAGAUUGUUCUCCAGCAGCCUUGUCGCUAUUGUCAGCCUUAAGGCACCUAGGAAGCUGAAAGUCUGUCACUUCAAGAAAGGGACUGAGAUAUGCAACUACAGCUACUCAAACACUAUACUGGCUGUAAAACUAAACAGACAGAGAUUGAUAGUGUGUUUAGAGGAGUCACUCUAUAUCCACAACAUUAGGGAUAUGAAAGUACUACAUACCAUUCGAGAGACCCCACCGAAUCCUUCCGGACUAUGUGCCCUGUCAAUCAGUAAUGACAACUGUUACUUGGCCUAUCCGGGAAGUGCAACGAUUGGAGAGGUACAAGUUUUUGACACGGUCAAUCUGAGGGCAGCUAACAUGAUACCUGCCCACGAUAGUCCGCUAGCAGCACUGGCGUUUGAUGCAAGCGGCACUAAAUUGGCCACAGCAUCUGAGAAGGGCACUGUAAUCCGAGUGUUCUCCAUUCCAGAGGGCCAAAAGCUCUUUGAGUUCCGGAGGGGAGUAAAGAGAUGUGUGAGCAUCUGUUCCCUCGCCUUCAGUAUGGAGGGGCUCUAUCUGUCUGCCUCAAGCAACACGGAGACAGUUCAUAUUUUUAAGCUGGAGACCCAGAGAGAGAAGUCAGUGCCUCAAGAGGAGCCCACUACUUGGACUGGAUACUUUGGGAAAGUACUGAUGGCCUCCACAACAUAUCUGCCUGCACAUGUAACAGAGAUGUUCACUCAAGGAAGAGCAUUUGCUACAGUCAGACUGCCCUUCUCAGGUCAUAAGAACAUCUGCGCUCUGGCCAUAAUCCAGAAGAUCCCACGCCUGCUGGUGGCUGCAGCAGAUGGCUAUCUUUACCUAUACAAUCUGGAUCCACAGGAGGGGGGAGAGUGCACACUAAUGAAACAGCAUAAGUUAGAUGGAAGUGCAGAGCCAGCGAAUGAAAUUCUUGAGCAAACCGCUCACGACCGGCCACUUGUGGCACAGACCUACAGUGCUGCUGUUGCCAAAGGUUACACUGAGGAUCAGGGGGCGGUAGGGGGUGCUGGAGUGGAGGAUGACAUGAACGCGCUGCACCUGGACGAAGAGAACGAGCAGCCUCCAUUAAUCCUGGAAACAGACUGAGCUGCUGCCAGUCGCGCCCUGGGCAGAAGAUGGAACCGACUGAGUGACAUUGCAGAGGGGGGGUUUCCUCCUCUGGUGCUGCUAUGGACAUGUGUGACCUGAUAGAGAAAGGGAUUAAAAGAGAGAUCAUUUUAAAGCAAGCCUAGCUGUAGCCUUAUUCUGUCUGUUGUUGCGUAUAGAUGUUUCCCAUCCCUCACCCUUGUGGCUUUAUAAAACCUGGUGAAUUUUUCUUUGCUUUCCUUUUUUUUAAUGCCCGGUUAUGUCCUUUAAUCAGACCAAAAUAUGAAACCCAAGCUGCCGGUGUCACGUUUCUUAGCUUUGCAUGUACAUGUGCCAAGAUUAGAAAUUCUAGAAAACCUUUGCUUUUAUGUGGAUGGCUCUGAUGUGUUUGCUGGCCAUUUCUCCUCUUGAACUUUGACAAACACUUGUGUGUUUGUGCAUUUGUGUCUUUUUCAAUUGUGAUUGAAAGCGAACUGGCUUGCGCCGCCUGCUACGUCACCACACAACUGUGCAGUGUCCGCGUUGUUGAAGUCCCUUACCAAUCAUCAACAUCUGUGGCUGUGCAAUGGCACCAAGAUGUGAAUAUUGUCCUGUAAUAACAAUGUAUAUGAUGUGUUAACAUGACAGCCUGCUUACAAUUACUGUUUGAACAGUGUUUUUAACAGGCUGAGAGGGUUGUUUUUAGUUUUAUCUUGAAUUACUGCAUCUGUUGUACGCACACAUGCUUUACAAUACUCUCUUUUAAUUAAUCCCAUGCCGCAUUGUGGGUAAAUGGGCAAUGUGGAGAUCAAAACUUUCUGUUUGGCUUUGAAUUACCCCUAGUGUCUUCAUAUGGCCUGAUUUCUUAGAAGAAUUUUCAUUAUUUUAAGUUACAAACACUUAAGUAACCUCAGUAGUAGAAGUGAUGACUGAUGAAGGCAUUUAAUAUGUUGAUUUGAGAGGGAACUAGCCUGUGAUGAACGUGGUUUCAAGAGGCAGUUAGUCAUCAAUGUGUUUCUAGGACAUUUUGUUUUAUUUGUAAUGAAAGAAUGAAUGAAGAAAUUAAGUUGAAUUCAUGCCCUGUCUCUUUGAUUUAUUCUUAAUACCAGCAGCUGAUGAUUGCUCAUGAGCCUCAUUUUAGGUAGGUCCCUAUUUUGGAGGCCUUGUCCUUUGCAAAGAGGAAAAGUAGAAUAUAUUUCACUAAAACAUCAAUCAUUAAUAAAAGGUUGCAGCAUUUAGUGCACAAAUGGGGUGUGUGCUCUCAGACAUCCCUGUGGGCUGCAGUCUGAACAAACAGGUCGCAUGGUCUGGCAGUUGAACCAGAACAGGUCAAAUGUUUAAUGUUAUAUCCAGGGCUCUUUUGAAAAAUGAGAGGACCAGCGUUUAUGAAUGUGAUUACCAAAUAUUCACGAAACACAAUGUUAGCCAGUGUGUCCAAAUAAGCACACAGGGCAAACAAACAGUAUAGGCAUUCGGAGAUACUGCCUGAUUUCUUGGAGCUCUAAAGGAUCUUGAGAUCAUUUUUAUGCAUGAUUGUCUCUUGAGCAUGUUUUGAUGUUGCAUAUCAACAAAUGUCAACGUCAGUGAUAAAUUGAUUUAUGUUCUCAUCAGCCAAUGAGACCUAAUCCCCCAAGGCCACUUUAAUCUGUUUUCUAAUGAUUUUUGUAUAAAAUGUAAAUCGUUCCAUAUAAAGAUUAAAUAAAUCCUCUGUUGAAAAUGUU